AUGAGUGAAGAGGAGCCACAAAAGAGAGAUGAGGGAGUUGUGGUGAGAAGUGAGGAUGAUUUUGAAAAUGAAGUAGUUGAAGUUGAGAGAAAAGAGCAAAAGAGUGAUGAGGGAGCCACAAAGAAAGACGAGGGAGAUGAAGAAAGAAUAGAAAAGCCCCCUAUGAGAGAUCUUCUAUCCAACAAGAGUAGGCUUGAAGAGAGUGCAACCAUCUCCCUUCCUAAGGAGGUGAGUGCAAUCAUCCAAAACAAGCUUCCCCAAAAGCUUGGUGACCCCGGUAGCUAUGCAAUACCGGUGAAGAUUGGAGAUUUGGAAGCUAUGGAUGCUUUAUGUGAUCUUGGGGCAAGUGUGAGCUUGAUGCCCUAUUCUAUUGCAAAGACCUUGAAAGUUGGAUACUUGAAACCAACAAGAAUGUCCUUACAACUAGCCGACCGCACGGUUAGGCUACCUUUGGGGAUUCUUGAAGAUGUGCCAGUUCAAGUUGGAAGAGUAUUUAUGCCGUGUGAUUUUGUAGUAAUGGAGAUGGAAGAAGAUUCAAGAAUACCCCUCAUUUUGGGGAGACCAUUUUUGAACACCGCGGGAGUAGUGAUUGAUAUGAAGGAAGGAAGAUUGACUUUGAAUGUGGGAGAUGAGAAAAUUUCAUUUUCAUUCUCACAAACUUUAAAAAAGCCAUUGAUUGUUGAAGUUCAUAGAAUUGACACAUUGGAGAGGGACUUAGAAGAGUUCCGAGAAAGAUUGUAUGAAAGAGAUCCUUUACAAGCUACCUUAACGGGAAGCUUUUGA
Chenopodium quinoa (quinoa) is the source of this 783-nucleotide messenger RNA. RefSeq names its product DNA damage-inducible protein 1-like. The record is from RefSeq and is a predicted model, not a curated record. Bases 1 to 783 code for a protein of 260 amino acids. The transcript is spliced from 2 exons. NCBI's taxonomy places the organism in Eukaryota, Viridiplantae, Streptophyta, Magnoliopsida, Caryophyllales, Amaranthaceae.